Solanum tuberosum (potato) is the source of this 1188-nucleotide messenger RNA. RefSeq names its product delta(12) oleic acid desaturase FAD2-like. Gene Ontology annotation, biological process: lipid metabolic process. The record is from RefSeq and is a predicted model, not a curated record. Lineage: Eukaryota; Viridiplantae; Streptophyta; Magnoliopsida; Solanales; Solanaceae. The transcript has a single exon. Gene Ontology annotation, molecular function: oxidoreductase activity, acting on paired donors, with oxidation of a pair of donors resulting in the reduction of molecular oxygen to two molecules of water. Bases 34 to 1188 code for a protein of 384 amino acids.
UAGAAUUAAACGCUUAUUAUCAUAUGAACGAAAAUGGGAGGCGGUGGCAAUAUGUCUUCUCGAACAACUAAAGAUUCAAAAAAGAAAAAUCCUCUCGAAAGAGUUCCAUCUUCGAAACCUCCUUUUACAGUUGGUGACCUCAAGAAGGCCAUUCCUCCUCACUGUUUUCAACGAUCUCUCAUUCGCUCGUUUUCCUAUGUUAUUCAGGAUCUCAUACUUGUCUCCGUCUUCUAUUAUAUUGCCACCACUUACUUCCACCUCAUUCCUUCCCCGUAUAAUUAUCUAGCAUGGUCUGCUUACUGGAUCGUUCAAGGUUGUGUUUGUACCGGAAUAUGGGUCAUUGGCCAUGAGUGUGGUCACCAUGGCUUUAGUGAUUACCAAUGGGUAGAUGACAUUGUUGGCUAUAUCCUCCACUCUGCCCUUUUAACACCCUACUUUGCAUCGAAACAUAGUCAUCGUCGUCACCAUGCCAACACAGGUUCCCUUGAGAAUGAUGAAGUUUACUUACCUAGUUUUAAAUCAAAACUAAGAUGGUACUAUAAAUACUUGAACAAUCCACUAGGACGAGUACUCGUACUUGCCUUCACCCUCACUUUUGGCUGGCCUUUAUACUUGAUGUUCAAUAUCUCCGGCAAAAAAUAUGACCGUUUUGCAUGUCAUUACGAUCCAUAUAGCCCAAUAUAUACUGACCGUGAAAGGCUACAAAUCUACAUCUCAGAUGCAGGUAUUCUUGCAACAACUUAUGUGUUGUAUCGCGUUGCUUUGACACAAGGGGUAACUUGGCUUGUAUGCAUCUAUGGAGUGCCCCUUGUAAUUAUGAAUGGAUUUAUAGUUUUGAUAACUUUGUUACACCACACUCACGCUUCAUUGCCACAUUAUGAUUCAUCGGAGUGGGAUUAUCUAAGAGGGGCUCUAGCUACGGUAGAUAGAGACUAUGGUGUGCUAAAUAAGGUGUUUCACAAUGUUACAGAUACUCAUGUUUUGCAUCAUAUAUUCUCAUACAUAUCACAUUACCAUGCAAUGGAGGCAACUAACGCUAUCAAACCGUUGCUUGGUGAAUACUAUCAAGUUGAUGAUACCCCAAUUUUAAAGGCACUGUGGAGGGAUACCAAGGAUUGCAUCUAUGUUGAAAAAGAUAGAGGUUCUCAUCAAGGCAAAGGUGUUUACUGGUAUAAAAAUAAGCUUUGA